Molecule: messenger RNA, 1262 nt
Organism: Arabidopsis lyrata subsp. lyrata
Lineage: Eukaryota; Viridiplantae; Streptophyta; Magnoliopsida; Brassicales; Brassicaceae
Product: putative FBD-associated F-box protein At5g56410
Exons: 3
Coding region: 144-1262 (372 amino acids)
Molecular function (GO): protein binding
Source: RefSeq, a predicted model, not a curated record
UAGGGUUUUUUUUCUUUCUCUUCUAUAUAUUCCUCGGCUCUUCCUUGUAUUCGUCUUGGUCAGUCAGAAAAAAACAAACCCGUCUCUUCUUCUAAGGCCCUUGUUGUUGUCGACGGUAACAGAAUUUUGUGGUUUCCAAAGAUAUGGACAAGAUCUGUGGGGUUUCCGAAGAUGAAUUGCUAGUAAAAAUUCUAUCGUUUCUUCCAACGAAAGUUGCUGUAAGCACAAGUGUUUUGUCUAAGCAAUGGAAGUAUCUUUGGAAGCGGGUGCUAAAACUUGAGUACGAUGACACCGAGUGCAAAACUAAAUCGUCUAAAUCACGUAAGAGGUUCCGGCGUUUUGUUAAAAGAAAUUUGCAAAUAGAUAGAGAGUCCAACUUAGAAAGCUUGUCUCUCAAGUUUAGUACUGCACCGUUUCAAUGUGAAGAUAUCGAAUCGUGGGUUAGAUUCGCAGUUUCUCGCGGCGUACGUCAGCUGAGUGUUGCCUAUUCUUCUGAUAGAGUGUGGCGUCGAGCCGUAUUGCCGAUUCACUUGUAUACUUGCAAAUCGCUGGUUUCCUUGAAACUCGAAGAGGAUAUUUCAUUGUGUAUUCCAGAGUGUAUCCCUCGUACGGUUUUUCUUCCCUCUCUGAAAACUUUGCAACUUCAAAGUGUGAAGUACUACUAUAAUCAAGAUCCUCUUAGACGAUUUCUAUCCAACUGCCCUGUUCUUGAGAAUCUGACCUUGAAACACAUUAAUACUAAACGAUGUUACAGCAAGCAAAAGUUUAGUGUCAGUGUCCCGUCUCUACAGAGUUUAUCCCUUGAGAUAGGUGAUGUAUCUAAUUUCGAUGGAUAUGAGAUAGAUACUCCUUCUUUGAGGUAUUUAAAAAUUAAGGAUCAUGAUGAUCGCCCCUCUUGUUCCAUUGAAAACAUGCCUAAGCUAGAGCAAGCACAUAUCGAUGUUGUAUUCCCCAACACCACAAAGUUACUCGAACCUAUCGCAUCCAUCAAGCGUCUUUCAUUAUGCUUAAAGGUCAACAGUGUAGAGGAUGUGUAUACUGAUGGAAUUGUCUUCAAUCAACUUGAACAUCUCAAGCUAUGCACAUGCAACACAUAUUGGUCAAAAUUACUUGUCCAAUUGCUCGAAAAUGCUCCUAAACUACAAGUCCUCGAGCUCUAUGUCAAUGAACAUUCACCUAUUAGUAGGACUCCAAUGGUUUACUGGAAGAAUCAACUGAGUUUGUGUUCCUCAAUGUUUUGUGACGAGUCUGGAAACUUUUAA